AUGUCUAAAAGAAUCGCCGACGAUCAAUUAACUAGAGAGAAUUUCCAUGAAUUAGAUGGUGAAGAUGGUAUCAUCGGAGGUAAUGCUAAAGUAGCAUCGACUGAAAUAUUAUCUUCGAGAAAGAUAUUAAAACCUCGAGGUCAUUUAGGUAAUACAGGUACUAAUGGAUUUAAAGGUAUAAAAUUUCCAUCUGCUACCGUACCUCUGUCAACUCCAUCGAAUCCUUUUUCUAACUUUCAAACUCCUUCACCAGUAUCAUCUGCUUCCAGUAAAGAUGAUGAUAGAAAUAAUAAGAUAAAGGCAUUAAAUAUCAAAUUAUUAGAAUCAUUAAAGGAAAAGCAUACUGCUAAUACCAUUGUAAACUUUACUCCAAUACUUAAUAAAUAUAUUGAAUAUUAUCAACAAAUAGAAAAGGAGUCUGAAUCAACUACAACUACAACCAACACUAAACAAUCAGAAACUUCAAGUAUACCUACUACCUCCAUUAAUUUCUCAUUACCUCCAACUUCUAAUGGUAGUACAACUUCUGCUUCAAAUCCUGAACCAACUCAGAAACAAGAUGCAUCGAUGGAUUCAUCAGAUUCCGAAUCUGAUUCUGAAUCAGACGAUGAAGAUGAUAAACCAAAGGAUAUAAAGAUUCAAGGUCCACAAUUUACUCUUGAAUCAAAACCUACUGUUAAAAGAUCACCAUUUACAUUUGGUCCUAAAGUUGAAAAGCCAAAGGAUGAUUCUGAUUCAGAUUCUGAUAGUGAAAGUGAAAUAGAAAUUAAGGGUCCUACAUUUACCUUUAAUAAACCUAUCAAGGACAAUGUUUUCAAAUUCGAUUCAGCUUCUAAAGAAGAGACACCGGCUGCUCCAAAGCCUUUAUUCUCAUUCCAACCUCCUGCAGCUACAGCAGUUGCGGAUAAGAAAGAAGCAGCAGCAGCACCAGCAGCAGCAGCAUCAGAACCAGCUGUACCAAAACCAUUGUUCUCAUUCCAACCAUCAACUGAAAAGAAAGAAGAGGCACCUAAACCAUUUACUUUUGGUUCAAGCGUGACUACUAACAAUGAAACCACCAAACCAGUCUUUGGAUUUGGAAGUUCCACCACCACUAACAAUGAUUCAACAUCAACACCAGCUCCAGCACCAUCUUUCAACUUUGGUGCAUCAAAUGGAUCACAAACAAAACCAGCUUUCAGCUUUGGUGCAUCUACUACUAGCACGGAAAAGAAAGACGAACAACCCAAAUCACUUUUCAGUUUCAGUAAUGAAAAUAAAUCUACUGAUGCUAAACCAUUUUCAUUCGGAUCUAUAAAAGCUCCAACUGCAACAUUUCCUGCUAAGGAAGAUAAAGCAUCAGACAAUGGAACUUCUUCAGACAAACCAUUACCAUUUUCAUUUAAUAGCUCUAAUGAAAAGACUGAAGCUCCAAAGCCAUUCAGUUUUGGUGCAAGUACCACCACAACUUCAGCAUUUAGCUUUAAUAAAUCUUCUAGUGAAAAUAAGCCAGCCUUUUCAUUUGGAAGUAGUAAUUCAACAACCACUGAUAAUAAUAAACCUAAUUCAGGUUUAUCAUUUUCAUUCAAUUCUAAUAACACUUCUAAUGAAAAUAAGCCAGCAUUUUCAUUCGGAAGUAGUAAUGGUACUGCAAAUGGUACGGGUAUUGGUAAUGGUAAUGGUAAUGGAGGAUCCAGUUUAUUUGGAGGUAAUUCAUUUUCAUUCAAACCGCAAGAAAAGAAAGAAGAUUCAGUUACUGCCACCGCCGGAGAAGAAGAAGAUGAUAAAGUAGAAGAAGUAGAAGUUGAAGGUAAUUUCACUCCAGUAGCCUCAUUAGCUAGUGAAAAAGUUGAAAGUAGCACUGGAGAAGAAUCUGAAGAUACUUUAUAUAGUCAAAGAGCUAAAUUAAUGAUAUUUAAUUCGGAAAAUAAAGAAAAUCCAUAUACUAAUAAGGGAGUUGGAGAAUUUAAAAUUUUAAAGAAUAAAGAUAGUGGUAAAUCACGAAUUUUAAUGAGAGCCGAUGGAGGAUUAAGAGUAUUAUUUAAUGCAGCUAUAUCUCUGAAAAUAGUAUAUUCAUCAUUAGGAGAUGGAUCAAUGAUUAAGAUUCCUAAUAUUAAUGGUGAAGGUAAAUUGGAAACAUAUGUUGUUAAAGUUAAGAAGGCCGAUGAUGGUAAAGAAUUAUUGAAGUGUCUUAAUGAAGCUAAGCAAUAG
This is a messenger RNA of Scheffersomyces amazonensis, 2190 nucleotides long. Its product is annotated as nucleoporin. Gene Ontology annotation, cellular component: nuclear pore. Bases 1 to 2190 code for a protein of 729 amino acids. Lineage: Eukaryota; Fungi; Ascomycota; Pichiomycetes; Serinales; Debaryomycetaceae. The transcript has 2 exons. The record is from RefSeq and is a predicted model, not a curated record. Gene Ontology annotation, biological process: intracellular transport.